Molecule: messenger RNA, 1076 nt
Organism: Zophobas morio
Lineage: Eukaryota; Metazoa; Arthropoda; Insecta; Coleoptera; Tenebrionidae
Product: calcium-binding and coiled-coil domain-containing protein 2-like
Exons: 3
Coding region: 97-897 (266 amino acids)
Source: RefSeq, a predicted model, not a curated record
ACGUCAACGUCACAUGUCAACAACAAUAAUGUUGAUGAUGUUGUAAAUAUUUUCAAUUUUAUAGUAGUUUAACUAGUUUUUGUGUACAUUCUCGUUAUGGAAAAAAGCAUAGCUUUAAUGGCGGGCCAACUUAAUGUUAAAUUCAUCGAGGUCUUGGACAGAUACCCAUGUAAUGAGGACUUAGAGUGUAAAUACGUCUACACCAGAAGCGCUAAGGUUCAAGAUGGUGAUAGAAUCGCGAUUUUUAAAACGGGUUGGAAGUCUUUACGUAACUAUCUUUUAUUUGAGUGGGCCAUGCAUUCUACUCCGGCUGGACUAAACUCAGUCAUUUUUUGCAAGUAUGAUCUACCGAGUACUCCAAACGACACGGAUGACUUGUACCAAUUUUGCUACAUAAGCGGCGAAAACGUGGUCCAAGGGAUCAGCACACCGUUCCAAAUCUACUCAGCUGAGUCUAAAUACACAGUCAACUUAACUGAUUCAUUAAAAAAUGAGCAACAAACGUCACAUUUGAAACAUUUAUUAAGUUUAAAGGAUAAAGAGAUUUUGAGAUUGAAGGAAGAGAACGCUAUGUUGAAGGAAAGUUUAAAGGCUAUAGUUGACCAAAGGAAGUUUCAAAGAAGCAAAAAUUACGACGACGAAAUAACCGAGUUGAAAGAGGUGACAAAAAUGUUAAAAGACACAGUACUUGCGCAACAACAAGAGUUAAACUCUUUAAAAUUAGAAAUAAGUAGAGAUAGAGCAGAGCAUAAGAAUUUAAUGUUGGAGAAAAUCAUGGCAGAGAAGAAGUUUGAAGGUGUGAAUGAGAAAAAGCCGAGUGGGGUUAAAAGGCUUAAUUUAGAUUUCGAUUUAGGGAGUUUAAAGCCGCUGCCGCCGUUCCCCUUUGAUAGUCCGUAACCGAACCGUACUUAUUUUUAAAAAAAUGUCUAACUCGAAAUAACGCUUAAUAUGCACUUAUGUGUAGAAAAAUGUAUCAAUGUGGGUGUAUAAAUGUAUAUAAUUAACCAAAUGACCACGCGUCACAUACAAUUGUAAGCGUGUUAAGUUUCAAAACUGGAAAUAAAACAUUAUGGUUA